This is a messenger RNA of Liolophura sinensis, 1183 nucleotides long. RefSeq names its product contactin-4-like. The record is from RefSeq and is a predicted model, not a curated record. Gene Ontology annotation, biological process: cell-cell adhesion. NCBI's taxonomy places the organism in Eukaryota, Metazoa, Mollusca, Polyplacophora, Chitonida, Chitonidae. The transcript is spliced from 10 exons. The coding region runs from base 86 to 1183 and encodes 365 amino acids.
UCGUGACUUUUGCAGAAUAAAUACAGUUUUUCGUCUAUGCGUUCUGACGGACAUUUCUUUUACGUAUCGAAGAAAAAAACUAACAAUGGCAUGGAACCCCGUCUGUGUUGUGUUUUGUGCGCUGUCAGUCUUCAGCAUAAGUACAGCGUUAAAACCACGCCCACCGUCUGUGUCGUCGCUGACUAGCCAGGACUUUUUUAACGAUUAUAUCGCAGCUGAAUGUGUUGUGACGGGAUAUCCACUUCCAAGUAUCACCUGGGUAAAAGAUGGCGAAGUUCUGGACAUUACUGAAAGGAUCGCGUUAAAACAGGGGCAUAUCAACAUCACAAGGGUCACGGUGGCGGAUGAAGGAACGUACUAUUGUGUGGCUACUAACACUUACGGAGUUUCCCGAUCUUCCGCGAAAACUCUGACUAAGUCAGACUUGUUCAGAUUUCCGACGGAAAUGCCGGAGAAUGUGACGGGGCACGCCGGUAAGAAUCAUUCCCUUCCCUGCCGUAGUCGACCUGACAGCAAGCCACGUCCUGCCCUCAAGGACUUUAACUGGUACCUUGGUAAGAGUGAAAUUCCGCAUAGCCGGCGAAUUACCGUGGACCAGUUAGGUAAUCUUCACUUUUUACCGCUCACUGUGAAUGACUCGGCGAAGGACAACGCCAUGUACAACUGCUCCGUAUUUAACGCUGAAAGUCGAUCCCGAGUUUACGGCAGCCCUACUAAGCUGACAGUGAUAUCAGGCGAAAAGCCACAGCCGCGUUCGCCAAGUCUUGUGUAUUACACUGAAAGCGCUACACUUAAUGCCGGGGACUGGCUAGAGCUUCAGUGCAUUGCGGAUGGCCUCCCUCAACCGGAAGUGACGUGGAUUCCCCCUGGUGGCAGCCUCAGUAACAGACAUAAGGUGGACAGGUCGCUGUACUCAUUGUCAGUGCGGAAGGUCAAAAAAAGUGACGAGGGAAUAUACGCCUGUAAGGCGAAGAAUUCCGGGGGUGAGGUCAAGCAGACGAUUCAGGUGACCGUCACUGAGGAGCUGAUUUCACAUAUCGAUCCAAUGAUGAUGGUACUGCCGGAGGGGAGCACUCAGGAGUUCCAGUGUGUUGUGAACGAGGCUGAUGCCGACAUCGCAUGGUUCAUUAAUGACAAACCCGUCGGAGAGGACAAAAGAAUCAACGAGUCCAGGACACACUAG